Globicephala melas (long-finned pilot whale) is the source of this 984-nucleotide messenger RNA. It is a transcript of the gene FKBP6, whose product is annotated as FKBP prolyl isomerase family member 6 (inactive). Gene Ontology annotation, cellular component: cytoplasm. The record is from RefSeq and is a predicted model, not a curated record. Gene Ontology annotation, molecular function: peptidyl-prolyl cis-trans isomerase activity; Hsp90 protein binding. NCBI's taxonomy places the organism in Eukaryota, Metazoa, Chordata, Mammalia, Artiodactyla, Delphinidae. Gene Ontology annotation, biological process: spermatogenesis; piRNA processing.
AUGGGGGGCAGCACCCGGAGCCCGGGAGUCCUGCAAAGGGACGACGCCUCCAGCCAGUCUCGGUACCAGCGGUUAAGUCAAAGGAUGCUGGACCUUUCCGGGGACCGGGGCGUGCUGAAGGAUGUCAUCCGAGAGGGUUCUGGAGAGUUGGUGACACCAGACGCUUCGGUGCUCGUGAAAUAUUCCGGGUAUCUGGAGCACAUGGACAAGCCUUUUGAUUCCAAUUGCUUUAGGAAAACCCCUCGGCUCAUGAAACUUGGAGAGGAUAUCACACUUUGGGGCAUGGAGCUGGGCCUUCUGAGCAUGCGGAGAGGAGAGGUGGCCAGGUUUCUGUUCAAACCGACCUACGCUUACGGAAUGCUGGGCUGUCCUCCCCUGAUCCCCCCAAACGCUACCGUCUUGUUUGAGAUCGAGCUGCUUGACUUCCUGGAUUCUGCUGAGUCAGACAAGUUUUGUGUCCUCUCAGCCGAGCAACAGGAUCAGUUUCCACUUCAGAAGGUCCUAAAAGUGGCAGCUACUGAACGGGAGUUUGGCAACUACCUUUUCCGCCAAAAUCGUUUCUAUGAUGCCAAAGUGAGAUAUAAACGGGCCUUGUUGCUUCUCCACCGGCGAUCAGCACCCGCUGAAGAGCAGCUCCUGGUGGAGACCGCCAAGCUGCUUGUUCUCCUUAACCUGUCCUUUACGUACCUGAAGCUGGAGCGACCCACCAUGGCCCUGCGCUAUGGAGAGCAGGCUCUAGUCAUUGACCAAAAGAACACCAAGGCCCUCUUCCGAUGUGGACAGGCCUGCCUCCUCAUGACUGAGUAUCAGAAGGCCCGGGAUUUUCUAGUCCGAGCCCAGAAGGAACAGCCCUUCAAUCACGACAUCAAUAACGAGCUGAAGAAACUGGCCAGCUACUACAGCGAUUACCUGGGUAAAGAGAAAGAAAUGUGUCACCGAAUGUUUGCUCCUGGUGCACAUGGCUCUACAGUAGGAGAAAACUAA